GUCGGUCGAGAUAAGCUUUUGCAGAAAGUGUGGAUACUGAUGCAAGCAUCCACCGGGUUUGAUACACUCAAAUCUCUCUUCGGUGACCUGGCAGACAAAGACAGAGAAAUUCCUUUUUAAAAAGCCCUUGGUAAGACAUUGUUCUGGGCAAAAAUCAGCCAAAGCAGCUGUCUCAGUACACAUACAACGCAAGCAAAUCCGUCCAUCAUUUGCUCAGUCAAGUCCAUCGCUGCUUUGGAUGUUGUUCUGACAUUGGAGCUGGAACAGAGUAAACGUGAACUUACCAGAGUUCCAGGCACACUUGGCAGCCAGCGGUCCACGCGGCACAUUUCCAACUUCACUUCCGUCAGCGGCACUUGCCGAGCCAAAUAUCGACCCGAAACUCGACUACAAAACUUGCUCUCCCACCCUCUUUCAAAAUGACAACAUCCCUCCCCUACCGCCGCUCCUCUCGCCAGGCGUCGUCGAGGCAGGCGAGCAUGGAUCCUCGUAACGAGAUCAGUGUCCAGAUGGAUCACUUUAUCGGUGUCGACGUGGGAACUGGAAGCGCGCGCGCUUGCAUCAUCGAUGAUAAAGGUGACAUCGUCGGCUUAGCCUCAGAAAACAUUGGUUUAUGGCAGCCCCAGCAGGGAUACUAUGAACAAUCUACAACCGACAUCUGGCGUUGCAUCUGCAUUUCAGUCCAGCGUGCUAUAAGUCAGCACAACAUUAACCCAGGAUCAAUCAAAGGUAUCGCAUUCGACGCCACUUGCUCCCUAGCAGUGUUUGCAGAGGAUACCGACGAGCCCCUGUCCGUGACUGGUCCCAAUUUCGAUACCGAGCGCAACAUCAUCCUGUGGCUCGACCAUCGACCCGUCCAAGAGACAGAAAAGAUCAAUGCUACAGGCCACAAUUUGCUUCGCUAUGUGGGAGGGAAGAUGUCCAUCGAGAUGGAAAUUCCUAAGGUUCUAUGGCUGAAAAAUAACAUGCCGAAGGAGCUUUUCGACCGGUGCAAGUUCUACGAUCUCGCCGAUGCUUUGACCCACCUUGCCACAGGAAAUGAAAAGAGGAGCUUUUGCAGUGUAGUCUGCAAGCAGGGAUAUGUCCCUGUCGGUGUGGAUGGCAGCGUGAAGGGGUGGCAGGAAGAUUUUCUGAAGGACAUCGGGCUGGAGGACCUUACAAAGGACAAUUUCAGGAGAAUGGGCGGCGUCAUUGGCCAAAACGGAGAAUAUCUUAGUGCUGGAGAGUUGGUUGGUACGCUCUGUGAAAAGGCCGCGAGUGAGCUCGGUCUCCCUCCAGGAAUCGCUGUUGGAAGUGGUGUCAUUGAUGCAUACGCUGGGUGGAUCGGUACCGUUGGUGCAAAGGUUCAACUGAGCGCUGAUCUACUCAGCUCCGAUGCGGCAAAGAAUGACAAAACUCAAGCGUUCACACGACUUGCUGCCGUGGCUGGAACCUCUACAUGCCAUCUUGCCAUGUCACCUAAUCCGGUCUUUGUCCCUGGAGUGUGGGGUCCAUAUCGCGACACGAUUAUCCCGGGCUACUGGAUGGCUGAAGGUGGCCAAUCAGCCACUGGCGAACUGCUCAAGCACGUUAUCGAAACCCAUCCUGCAUUCAAUCAAGCGCUCUCGAUCGCUGAGUCCUAUCACACAAACAUCUACGAUUACCUCAACGAACAUCUCAAAGAAUUAGUUGCGGAGUCCAAUGCUCCUAGUGUCUCUUACUUGGGUCGUCAUUUCUUCUUUUACGGCGACCUCUUCGGCAACCGUUCGCCAAUUGCAGAUCCCACCAUGUCAGGCUCCGUUAUCGGUUUAUCGAGCGAUAAGUCAGUCAGCGGCCUUGCUCUCUACUACUAUGCCACUCUAGAAUUCAUCGCCCUUCAGACACGGCAAAUUGUCGAGACUAUGAACAAAACUGGUCACAAUAUCACGUCCAUUUUUAUGUCUGGCUCCCAGUGCCAGAAUGAUAUCCUUAUGUCGCUUAUUGCUUCGGCUUGUGACAUGCCCGUGUUGAUACCUCGAUAUGUGCAUGCAGCUGUGUGUCACGGUGCUGCUAUGCUUGGCGCUAAAGCUGCCAGUGCGGAUAAAGACGGUAAAACUGAAGACUUGUGGGAUAUUAUGGACCGAAUGAGCAAGCCUGGUAAAGCAGUGCAUCCGACAAAGGAUAAGUUUGAAAAAGCAUUGCUAGAGGUGAAGUAUAAAGUGUUUUUGGAGCAGUGCUACCAGCAACAGGAAUACCGGAAGAAUGUGGAUGCGGCAAUCGUAGGCUGGAGUACUUAGCAUCAUCAGGACUUUGGACUGGUGGUCUUAGAGCAUUAUAUGGAAGUCUCGAAUUUGGGACCAUGAGAAAACGAAACAAUGCAUACUUAGAAAAUGAACGCCAAAAGUCUUUGUUGAGACCGGA
Molecule: messenger RNA, 2379 nt
Organism: Coccidioides immitis RS
Lineage: Eukaryota; Fungi; Ascomycota; Eurotiomycetes; Onygenales; Onygenaceae
Product: FGGY-family pentulose kinase
Exons: 4
Coding region: 420-2255 (611 amino acids)
Biological process (GO): carbohydrate metabolic process
Molecular function (GO): kinase activity; phosphotransferase activity, alcohol group as acceptor
Source: RefSeq, a predicted model, not a curated record